Parathielavia appendiculata is the source of this 4558-nucleotide messenger RNA. RefSeq lists its product as uncharacterized. The transcript has 4 exons. Bases 195 to 4283 code for a protein of 1362 amino acids. The record is from RefSeq and is a predicted model, not a curated record. Lineage: Eukaryota; Fungi; Ascomycota; Sordariomycetes; Sordariales; Chaetomiaceae.
CUCGCAAACAGGGCAGCUGUGCCCUCUUCUGGAACCAGCUUUCGUUCGCAAUUGAUCAUCCUUUUUUCCAUGGCGUGUUAGGUUGAGCAGCAUCCUCCACCGACCUUCAUUUUUCUCCCCCUUUGCCAUUUGCUGUGUGGUCGCGCACUUUUCCAUUGUUUACUUCGCCUCCUAGACGGACACAAAACGCGACGAUGGCGAUGAGAGGAGGGCCCCGUCUCCAGGUCGGCUCGGCCGCCUGGAUUGCCGAAGAGAGGGAAUCAGCCUUGAGCAUUGCUCGGUCAGAGAUUGAGGAGUUCUCGUUUUCUGCGCGCAACGAAAUCGACUGGCUGAACGAGCACAUGGCCGAGAUCUUUUCGGAUAACCAGAUGAACGUCGCGGAAUUGUUCAAAACUCCCGGGAAGUUGCGUGGGAAGACGCCGCGGACAGCAAGGAAGGCCGAGCAUAGCAGCCUGCGAAAGCCUCUCUCUAACAUGUUCCCCGCCACACCAAAGGGGGCGCCAAACCCCUUCGCCAUGUCAAGCCUGCCCCAGCCGCGAAGCCCCCCGAUCCAGGUAGCCGAGGAUAAAGCCGAGCCCCCCGUUUGCCAUAUCGAAAGCCCUGCCAAACCCGCUGUUGUUCAUCCUCCCCACCGGGUGGAGGCCCGGGCUCCCGUUUCGCUUGCAGACUCUGGCUACCAUGGCAGCCAGUCACAGGAUACAAUCCCAUUUGACUGCUUCGACAAGGACAUCGAAAUGUCGGACAGUCCUCAGCGAGACCUGCACACCUCGGACCCGCCACUCCCGCAUCCCAGCGACCCAGCAGAGCUGAGAAGCCCCUCAGCUGGCUCUGUCAAUGAAAUAUAUCGAUCGAUAGACGAGAACCAGACGACACAGGCGACAGCUUACGUGACAGCAAACUCUGCGCCAAUACCUUUGUCUGCCAUGGUACAACCGGGCAGCCCGUUUGCCGCGAGGACCCGCUUACCGAUCAUGUCUCCACGAUCCCCUCCGCCGAAAGAGACGGCCUCUCCAGUUCCGCAAUCGCCUCAAAAGUCGUCUUCCCCGCUAAAGCUGACUUCGCCACGAAACUCAUCCUUUUCACCUGAGAAGAGAGCUUCUAGCCCAGGAAGAGGAUUGUCAAAGCCUACAGAAGUAUUCGGGGAGAGCGCCAACAAGGGCAUCGACGAGGGCGACGGUGUGGCUGACGCCGAUGAAGUCAGAUCGCCAUCCGAUGCCUCAAGCCCCAUCAGGCCAAUUGUACGUAAGAGCAGCAUGAACUUCGCUUCUCUGCCGCCUCGCGAGCCGCUCGCUUCCAACAAGAGCCUGGGCGGAGCCCGCGUGUCAAGGACCAGUCACCUGGGUCUCUCCCGCCAGAGUUACCCCAGCCGUCAGACCGAGGGUAAGAGCCUGGGUAGCGCGAUCCGGCAGGGGUCUUCCGAGGACGAGCAUGACGACAUGGACGUGGACGAGGCGAUUACAAGCCAGAAGGAAGAUGCCGCCUCCCACAGCAGAUCAUACACACAGAUGCUCCAAGACCAAAUCAGCAUGCUUGGGAAAGCACAGUCAACUGGACCCAGGCCGUCGAAGUCCCUUGCGAUUCUGCUGCCAGCGCAACAAAGUGUAUCAACUACACAGCUGCAGUCACAACUGGCGCCUGCCCCAGCGGCAAGAAAACCGUCGCCCAGGUCGAAACACUCCGUCCCAGCCCCCGGGGCUUUCCCAGAGGAUGAUGACGAAGACGAGUGGAUUAGGUCCCCCAACAACGCUGUGGCGCCUGCGAGUCCCAAGUACGCUCCCCUGGACGAUCGCCCUUCGGAUCCUGUGGAGGAUGCAUCAGCCAAGAGCAAAGCGGGCGAGUCUGAAUUCGGGCUUCCUAAGAGCGGGCCGGGCUCGCCAGCAAAGACCGCCUUUAUGCCAGAACGUACAUCGAAGCAUGGCAAGUCUGCUUCUGUCCCCACUUUGCCAACCAUGGUGCAGCUCGAUGCGGACAUGCAAGACGUUGCCUUGAAAAAGAUUGUCUCAAUCUCGAACCCAACUCUCUCGACGGUGGCCGAGGAUGACUUGGCGCCCUCGCCUCCGAAGUCUCCCACACGUAGUUUCAGGGAUAGCCCAUUGAAGCAGAUCAAGAAUAAGGUGACUUCUCUCAUCAAAGGCUCCAAGGUCUUGAUGGCGGGCAGCGCAGCAAUCAGUGCCGAGGCCAAGUUAUCGCUGUUGCAGUCUCCCUCGAUGACAAAACUGGGCUAUCAUCCUAGUCCCUCAGUCGAGUCCUUCGAGACAGACUCAGCCGUUGUCUACCCCGACCUCUCGCGGCAGAUUUCUGCCACUUCAGCCCCGCUAAGCCCAUCGCGCAGUAAUAGCUCGCGGAGGACACGAGCUUCAGCUGAGCGAGAGAGGUUGGAAGCGAAGGAGCGGGAGAGGCACGAAAAAGAGCGAGAAAGGGAAAAGGAGAAGGAGAUGAAGGAGGCAAAGCGUCUGGCUGAGCAGAUGGACAAGCUUGAAAGAGUUCGGGAGGAGGAACGGGAGAAGGCUCGGGUCUUCAGCGAGGAGCAAGAAAGGAUUGCGGCCAUGGAAAAGCGAAUUGCCGCUCGGAAGGAGCAGGAGAAGGCCGCACAACGUCCAGCACAGCCGCGACCGCACGAUAUCCGGACUUCCGGGCCGGGGCCCAAGAACGCCCUCAGAAGCCCAGCUAAACCAACAGCUACGCCGCGCAGGAUUAAAGGGCAGACGGAGCAGGCUGAUAAGGGAGCUCCGGAUGAACUUGACAUGGAGAUGACGGAGGCCACGACGGCAAUACCACCCCAAUCCAUCUCCCGCCCCGCAACGGCCUCCUCGAUGAGACAGGGCACAAAGAGGCCUCUUAAGCCGACGAAGGAUCCCCUUGUUAAGCCAAAGCAAGCUCCAAAAAUGAUCCUAGUCAAUACCACGGCCUCGCAGCAGGUUCACUCAUCAAACAGUAUUAUUGCCACCACCUUGCAAGACACAUUGGGGCCACACCCUGGUUCUGCCAAGCCACUCAACGGCAAAGCGAGCCAAACCUCUCUACAUGGAAAGGCGUCUGACCAGAGCUUCAAAAGCUCUGCUUCAUCAUCAACGAACCGGCCCAGAGCGUUGGAUAUGGCAGCCAAACUAAAGCAACAAGAGAAGCGCGAGGCACAGCGCAAGCGUGACGCCAAACUUGAGUUGGAGCGCAAGCGGGCCGCCCAGGCAGAGGAGCGCAGGCAAGAGCAGCAGCGCAAACUCGAAGCGGAGCGUCAGCGGGAAGAAGAGCGGAAGGCGGCUCAGAGGAAGGCCGACAUUGAGAAGGCCAAGCAGACCAAGGCGCCUCCUCCUGCUACCAGGUCGCAGCCGAACGGCCCUCCGCAGUACAACCUAUCCGAGAAGGCAACCGCCAGGCCACCGUCGCGGCUGGGUUCAAUGAUGCACCAGGGAAGCCGACUCGUGAACACAGACCUGUCGAGCGGCACAAAAGGGCCCUCAAAGCGGCCACUGCCGCAGGAAGCGGGCGAGGAAAGCUCCAGGGCGCCACAGCAACAGCGGGCUUUGACAUCGUUUCCCAGCAAGGAGGAAAAACGCAUGCGGAUGAGCGUGGAGUUCGAUGAGGAUAUCGAUAUGAUGGAGACUCACAACCCUCGGAUCAUCAAGGGCCCUCCUAUCAGGCCCUCCACAGGGUUCAAGAAGGACGUGCCGAAGCCCAUGUACGGCAACGGCUACACCAACCCCCCGUCGUCAAGCGCCAGCAGGGACUUCUUCAAGGACACCGUCAGAGCGCAGCACAACCAGGCUGUUCAGCACCCGCUCGACAUGGCGAAGUUCUCCAAGGGAACUAUCCCGUUCGCGCCACAACCUAACCCUGGGCUGUCCCACCACACACCCGUGCGACCGGGGGGAGCCGCCAUCCCCCCCAAAUCAGCCAAACCGGUAGCCCGCUCGUCGCCGCGCUUCCAGAACGGCGAGGCAAUCGAGCUGCCGGACAUUCAAACCGACGACGAUAGCGACGAUGACGAUGACGGGCACGCGCCCAUCGCUCCGUGGGCGGACUCGCCUGCCCUCAAGGCGGCGCUGCUCGCGCAGGAGCGGGUCGACCCCAUGCAGGUCUUUGGGCCGCCGGCGCCGCUCAACAUGGAGGAGGUAUUCAACAAGACCAAGGACAGAUGGAACAAGUUUAGGGCGAGGACCAGCAGUGCUAACUGGAGCGGGGCCGAUCGGUUGACAGAAGAGGAAAUGAGGAAGGAUCUUGCGGCGAGGGAUCGGAUGAGGAGGGAUGGGGGCUGGUCUUAUGAGUUGAGUAAGGAGGUGUCUUGAAGUUGGUAUCAGGGGCUGUUUGGUUGGUUGAUGAAUUUAGGGGUUGUUGGAGUAUUAUUUUCAGGCUGAGGUUGUUCGGGUUUGGGUCGGAGGGUACUGUAGGAUAGACUUCUUGUUGGGGAAAGGACUAUUGUCUCUCUGGGCGUUGGUUCGCUUGGACUUGGCUGAGGCAGGGAGCUUGUUUGUUGGCAUGCAUAUCCAUCUGGUUUGGAUGGUAGCGUUAUCUGGAAGGGCUGAACAUCCAUUAUUUGUCGGAUCGAUAAUAGAGACCCGGG